This is a messenger RNA of Mauremys reevesii (Reeves's turtle), 2283 nucleotides long. RefSeq names its product adenosine kinase (gene ADK). Gene Ontology annotation, cellular component: nucleus; cytosol. The record is from RefSeq and is a predicted model, not a curated record. The transcript has 10 exons. Lineage: Eukaryota; Metazoa; Chordata; Testudines; Geoemydidae. Gene Ontology annotation, biological process: purine ribonucleoside salvage. Gene Ontology annotation, molecular function: adenosine kinase activity. The coding region runs from base 282 to 1232 and encodes 316 amino acids.
UUAUUUGCGUUACAAAGAACGAGGGGAUUUGGAUCAAAUGCCCAAGGCGAUAUGAUUCUCCAGCAAUAAAGGCAGUUGGACUCAUUCGGCAAUUGCCACGUUAUUUUAAAAGUGGGUACCCCGCUCCUGACCAAUUAUUGAAUCAGGCGCUCUGUAGCCCACUUUGCUUCCUCCCCUUCUCCUGCUGCUGCUGGUUGCUUGUUGCCCUGGUUGGAAGCUGAACUGCAGCUACAAGAGGAUCGUGACGAGGUCGGGCUGCGCGCCUGCUAGAUACACUGAGCAUGAAGAUGGCAGCGGAGGAGCCACAAGCCAAGAAGCCCAAGCUGGAACAAAACCAACUUAGUGAAAAUGUGCUUUUUGGAAUGGGAAAUCCUCUUCUUGAUAUCUGUGCGGUAGUGGACAAGGACUUCCUUGACAAAUAUGGGCUGAAGCCAAAUGACCAAAUCUUGGCAGAGGACAAACACAAAGAAAUGUUUGAAGAACUUGUGAAAAAGUUCAACGUAGAAUAUCAUGCUGGUGGCUCUACUCAAAAUUCUGUUAAAGUGGCCCAGUGGAUGAUCGAGAGCCCUUACAAGGCAGCAACUUUCUUUGGGUGCAUUGGAACAGACAAAUUUGGUGCGAUCCUGAAGAAGAAAACUGAGGAAGCUCACGUGGAUGCUCAUUACUAUGAGCAGAGUGACGAGCCAACAGGAACUUGUGCUGCCUGCAUCACUGGUGACAACAGGUCUCUUGUAGCUCACCUUGCUGCUGCCAAUUGUUACAAUAAGGAAAAACAUCUUGAUCUGGAGAAGAACUGGAAACUGGUGGAAAAGGCCAAAGUUUAUUACAUAGCAGGAUUUUUUCUUACAGUUUCACCAGAAGCAGUAUUAAAGGUGGCCAGUCAUUCUUCUGCAGACAACAAGAUCUUCACUUUGAAUCUUUCUGCACCAUUCAUUAGCCAGUUCUAUAAGGAGCCACUGAUGAAAGUCAUGCCUUACGUUGACAUCCUUUUCGGAAAUGAGAUGGAAGCUGCCACUUUUGCCAGAGAGCAAGGCUUUGAGACGGAAGAUAUUAAAGAGAUAGCCCAGAAGACACAAGCCCUGCCAAAGGUGAACCCUAACAGGCAACGAAUUGUAGUCUUCACCCAAGGGAAAGAGGACACUAUAAUGGCUACAGAUUUUAUCUGCAAAGGCAUCUUUGCUGCAAACAAGAACACGCUAUACUUGUUGGGAACAGCUGCUGCAACAGUAUAGUGCAUUUAAGCAAUUGUGAAAAUGAGGAAGUGAAAUCCAGCACUAAGUGAAUUUCCAGUCUUUUUUGCUUUGAACAGAAAGUCUCACUUCUAGCUUUUCUCAGCUGCCUGCUCUUCCAUUCUCAAAGGAAUAGGUGCAAAAAGGUGUUCUAGCUGGGAUAUGAGUGGCUUCUGCUGUUUGAAAUGAUAUGGAACACACACAUUUAAGCAUUACAAACAUGACUGCCUGCCUUUUAGCGGGCGCUUUAAUUUGUCCACCUAUACUUCCUAGAUUAAAUAAUACAAUUACUGCCACGUGCUAUUGCAAGCCAUUUUAGUCAUUAGUUCCUACCUAAGGUAAGGUAUUAAUUAAGGGUCUGGUUCUCUUAGGUAUUGAGUGCUAGGCUAGCUGUGAGGCUAGGACUGCAGGAUCGGGCUCCAAGUAAAUAUGUCACUACCUUACAGCUUGUUCUUAGGAGAAAUCUAAAUUAUUUCUGUUUUUUAGAUUAUUUCUUCCCAUAAUUUGUUAGCCACAAACUGCUUUCAAACAACACAGGUUCAGAGUUGGAUAUGUCUGUCUUGUCUUGCAAGCAUGACAGCUUUGCUUCCAGAAAAUCACUGCAGUAUUUGAACGGUCCAUAUGGAGAUGCUCCACUUGAGCUUUGUACGGUUGGCUGAGAAAUAGCAAUAAAAAUGUUUUUAUACAUGAGUUAGUAAUAAUGGUGGUAAACCUAAAUCUGACAUGUAACCCUCCUCUACUCUUAUUUAAUUUUCACUGUGUAUUUAUUUUAUUCUUUAAACUGGAGUUGUUAACAAAUCCAUUAAUCCAUUCUUUGAUAUUUUUACAACUGGGAGCUUAUUUGAGAACUGACACUUGCUAAUCUUAGCUGUUUGUUCCCUAUGAAAAUGAACUUAAAUUAGAGAAUGCACUUCGUAUGCAUGAUAAAUGCAAGAUGGAUAGAGAGGGUAUGCAGUGGUGUCAGCUACAAAAGCAAACAUGAUAAAUGUUAAGGCAGUUUUGAGCCCUGGGAUAAACUAUUCAAUGCUCAAGCAUAGCUGAAUCUCUUUGCUAU